Messenger RNA from Talaromyces amestolkiae, 1479 nucleotides. RefSeq lists its product as uncharacterized. NCBI's taxonomy places the organism in Eukaryota, Fungi, Ascomycota, Eurotiomycetes, Eurotiales, Trichocomaceae. The coding region runs from base 1 to 1479 and encodes 492 amino acids. The transcript is spliced from 3 exons. Gene Ontology annotation, biological process: L-homoserine metabolic process. The record is from RefSeq and is a predicted model, not a curated record. Gene Ontology annotation, molecular function: homoserine O-acetyltransferase activity.
AUGUCUACUUCAAGAGAAAUAAGCGCUUCGGGCGUCCUGAAAUACCAGAGAGUCGCAUCGCAACCUGAGAAUCCAUUUUCACAACUCAUCCCGAACCAAGAAAUCGCAAUAAUCCCUUCGUUCACCCUCGAAUCCGGCGAUAUCCUAUAUAAUGUGCCCGUCGCAUAUACUGUCCGAGGGCAACUCAACGCCAACGGUGAUAACGCUCUAGUCAUCUGCCAUGCGCUAAGCGGCAGUGCCGAUGUCGCGGACUGGUGGGGUCCUCUCCUCGGAGGACCCGGUCAAGCAUUCGAUACCACUCGCUUUUAUGUUAUUUGCCUUAACAGUCUGGGAAGUCCUUAUGGGAGUGCUAGUGCCGUUACGAACAGGGACGGCGACCCUGCAAAGGGCCAAUACGGACCUGAAUUUCCACUGACUACUAUCCGGGAUGACGUGAGAAUUCAUAAGCUAGUCCUUGAUGAUUUGGGCGUUAAACAGAUUGCGGCCGUUGUCGGAGGAUCCAUGGGAGGAAUGCUUACUCUCGAAUACGCUUACUUUGGAAAAGACUACGUUCGAUGCAUCGUUCCAAUCGCUACAUCUGCCCGCCAUUCCGCGUGGUGUAUCAGCUGGAGCGAAGCCCAACGCCAAUCCAUAUACAGCGAUCCCAAAUAUGAAGACGGCUACUAUUCCUAUGAUGAUCCACCAGCCACAGGCUUGGGAGCUGCUCGCAUGUCGGCGCUCUUGACCUACCGCAGCCGCAAUUCGUUUGAAUCGCGGUUCGGUAGAAACGUACCAGAUCCAUCGAAGCGACAGACAAUCAAUAGCGCAGCGGGGCCGCCAUCGCCUCCAAGUGAGCAUUGGGCUGUUCAUAAUGAUGGUCACAAAAGCUCUCGCUCUUCUCGUCCUCCUAGUCAGACUGGCUCSCCUAAAAUUCCAACGGAGAUUGAGUUUACUGAUCCCCAAUUCACCGGCACCACCACGUUCACAGCGUCCCUACCAACGCCGAAACAUUCUCGUCCCUCGACGUACUUCUCUGCCCAAUCAUACCUUAGGUACCAAGGCGAAAAGUUUGUUAAGAGAUUCGAUAGUAAUUGUUACAUUGCAAUCACCCGCAAGCUCGAUACACACGAUGUCUCUCGCCACCGUGCAAGCCCGGAUUCAGCUUCUCCCGUGCUCGAUGCUUUGUCGCAAAUCGAGCAGCCUGCAUUAGUCAUGGGAAUCGAAAGUGACGGCCUAUUCACUUUCGAGGAGCAACAAGAAAUUGCUGCAGGAAUCCCAGAUUCUCGGCUGAAGAAGAUCGAUAGCCCCGAAGGCCAUGACGCGUUCCUUCUUCAGUUUCAGCAGGUCAAUGCAUACAUUCUGGAAUUCUUUAGAGAGGUUUUGCCAGAUAUUAUGUCAAAACCAGAUGAAGCCGGCAUCGUUGCGACAGAUGGUGUUGGGGAGUUGACGAAGAGCAGCACUUUCGGUGAAGCCGAAGUCGAUGACAUUACUGCUUGGUGA